AUACGUCCUCGGGCAGUCGGAGGAGGAGGUCGUGCCGCGUCCCGACUUGUGGUCGAGACUCUGGACAGUGAGGAUUCACCGCGUCGCAUAGGGGAGAUGCAGAGAGAGUGGAGAGAGUGGAGAGAGUGAGAGAGGGCGGUGGUUAUUAUCGAAGCCAUUUGGUGAUGAUACGGGAGUAUUGUGAACUGACGGAAGUGGCUCUGAUGGAAGGAUGAAACUCUGGUGGUGAAACGGAUCACGGUCGGUGACGUGGAAUUGACUUGACGUCAGGUGACGUUAAACGAAAGCAAGUGACGGAAUCUUGGUAACUGACAGAAAAGUGAUCACGGGCUGAGACUCAUUAUAAGAAAUUUUAGCAGCAUCUGUGGCUGUUGAAAAAAACGACAAAUUAAACGCUGAGCCACAAAUACACUCCAACUGAUUAAUUUUGUCAAAUCCCUUUCAUUUUCAUAUCCUCCUCUCUUUUUGUCAGAGCAUUUACGGGAUCAUUAGUGACAACUCAACGUCAGUUAUGAAAAUCUGUUAUCUGUUUCGGAUGAAUGAGAUCUCCGACCGCCACUACGCCUUAACAUUCAUUCAAACGCAACGUGCGUGAAACUUGCCGCGUGUGAACGCUACGACGUGUGAACACUCCAAGAGCGGAAUGCCGCGCGUAACAGCACGACUCGUGUGAACAUCACCCCAAGAUCUCCACGUGUGAGCAAUAACACGUGUGAACAGUGUCUCGUACACCACGUGUUGGAAGUCACCACGUGUCAUCAGCCAUGGAAUCCGCAUCCGCCGAAGACAUGUGCGCGAAUGAGACUACAAACAUGUUUGGAGGGUUCGAAUUCGCCAACUUCUCGUACCCACAGAAGUACGAUCCGCUGGACUUCAGUACUGCCGAUCUUGUCAAGAUGGUCGCGUACGGCAUCGUCUUUUUCGUCUCUCUCAUCGGCAAUCUCAGCGUCGUGGCCAUCUCUGCUGCCAACUCCCACAUGCGGAGCGCCAUAAAUGCCUACCUGGUCAAUCUGGCAGCAGCGGAUAUCUGCAUCGUGCUGUUUUGUAUGUGGGUACAUCUGGUGAAUAACUUGAGCGAGCCGAUGUUCGUGCUGGGAGCAUUCUGGUGCAAGUUUAACGGAUUUGCGCAAAUGACGUCACUAACGGCCUCCGUUCUGACACUGACGGCCAUCGCCUGUGAUCGCUUCUCCGCCAUCAUGUUCCCGCUGCGUACACUGCGCAUGCGCGGAGUUCAUCGCUCGACGGCCAUCAUUGUUUUGAUUUGGCUGGUGUCUGCCGCGGUGGCUCUGCCUCUUCUUCUUUAUCGGGACCUCAUGGAAGUACAGUGGAAGGAUGUGGUGGAGGUCACGUGUCAGGACUCGUGGCCGGUGGCGCACGUCUGGGACCCCCUGCUGGGCAGGUGUACGAGGACCCACAAACACAAGAUCGCCUACUAUACAAUGGUGACUCUGGCGUUGUUUUUCGCCCCUAUCGGCAUCAUGGGCGUAACGUACGCGCUCAUCAUCUGGAGGCUAUGGGUAUCUGCUGUACCUGAUAUAGGAGGCACGUCCCGGGUGCACUCCCAGCAUAACGCCAAGAAAAAGGUAAGCCACUAACAAAAAAAAAGAAGAAAAAAAGU
Amphibalanus amphitrite is the source of this 1618-nucleotide messenger RNA. RefSeq names its product QRFP-like peptide receptor. The transcript is spliced from 5 exons. Bases 765 to 1595 code for a protein of 276 amino acids. Gene Ontology annotation, biological process: neuropeptide signaling pathway. Gene Ontology annotation, molecular function: neuropeptide receptor activity. The record is from RefSeq and is a predicted model, not a curated record. Gene Ontology annotation, cellular component: membrane. Lineage: Eukaryota; Metazoa; Arthropoda; Thecostraca; Balanomorpha; Balanidae.